CAUUAACGGUGACGUUUGCAUUUUUGGUCUUUUGGUUUGCGCAGCAUUUUCAUCUUCACAUCUGCCAUUGUUGUCACCUUCUUACGUGUUCCACCUCGUAAAAUUGUAAUUCAUGCGCAACACAAACGAUUCCCAUGGAUUUCUCAAAAAAAUUGCCUUCUAUUUCUCUAUCCGUGGUGUUCAGCCUCUUCGUUAUCGAAACAGUUCGAUUAAACUCCUACAUUCCCUUCGCCAACACAAACAAAACAAACCCAUUACCAAUUUCUAUAACAGAAAGACUAAGAAACCUUUCAAAUCAGUUAACAACGAAGAAACUGACAACCCCAAAGAAUAUAUGAGAGACACAGUGGGAAAAAUAUACAAACUUUUGAAGUAUUCAACAUGGGAUUCUGCUAAACAAGAGCUAGACAAUCUCUCUUCUAUAAGAUGGGACUCUUACACAGUCAAUCAAGUUCUCAAAACCCAUCCACCAAUGGAAAAAGCCUGGCUUUUUUUCAACUGGGCUUCAAAGCUAAAAGGGUUUAAGCACGACCAGUUUACUUACACAACCAUGCUUGACAUUUUUGGAGAAGCUGGGAGGGUUGCUUCAAUGAAGCAUGUUUUUGAACAAAUGCAAGAGAAGGGGUUGAAGAUUGAUGCUGUGACUUACACUUCGUUGAUGCAUUGGCUUUCUAGUUGUGGUGAUGUUGAUGGGGCAAUCAAAGUGUGGGAAGAAAUGAAGGGUAAUGGUUGUUUUCCCACUGUUGUUUCCUAUACUGCUUAUAUGAAGCUUCUGUUUGAUAAUAACAGAGCUAAAGAGGCUACUGAGGUUUACAAGGAGAUGCUUCGAUCUGGGUUUUCUCCAACUUGUCAUACUUACACUAUCUUAAUGGAGUACCUUGUGGGUUCUGGAAAAUAUGAAGAAGCCCUUGAGAUUUUUAGCAAAAUGCAAGAAGCUGGGAUACAACCUGAUAAAGCUGCAUGCAAUAUAUUGGUUGAGAAAUGUUCCAAAGCUGGGGAGACAAGGGCUUUAACUCUAAUCCUUCAGUAUAUGAAAGAAAGCCGCCUUGUUCUGCGUUAUCCUGUAUUUCUGGAAGCACUGGAAGCCUUAAAAAGUUCUGGCAAGAGUACAGUGCUUCUCAGGGAAGUUAAUCCUCAUUUUUCUAUAGAGUGUAUCAGCAAGGAGGAGGCAUUUGAGAUUAGACCAAGGGCUUCUGACACUUCUUAUGGCAUAGACAGAGGGCUUUUACUGAUUUUCUUGAAAAAGCGAAAUCUUGUAGCCAUUGACCGCCUACUUACUGGGAUUAUGGAUAAGAAUAUGCAAUUGGAUUCUGCAAUUAUCUCAGCAAUCAUCAAAGAAAAUUGUGGUCAUGGAAGACGCAGUGGUGCUUUAUUGGCCUUCAAAUAUAGUUUAAGAAUGGGAAUAAUAAUUGAGAGAACUGCAUAUCUUUCCUUGAUAGGCAUUUUAAUCAGAUCAAAUUCAUAUGCAAAGGUGGUGAAGGUUGUUGAGGCCAUGAUUGGGGCUGGACAUUCUCUUGGAACAUAUCUAAGUGUGCUUUUGAUCUAUAGGCUUGGUUGUGCAAGAAGGGCUGCUUGCGCUGCAAAAAUAUUUUAUCUAUUGCCUGAUGAUCAGAAGAGCACAGCUGCUUUCACUGCUUUAAUUGGUGUUUACUUCACAGCAGGCAAUCCUGACAAGGGACUUCAAAUUUAUAAAACCAUGCUAGAGAAAGGAAUUUAUCCUGCAUUAGGCACAUACAAUGUGGUAUUGGCUGGACUUGAAAAUUGUGGUAGAAUAAGUGAAGCAGGUUUCUAUAGGAAGGAAAAGAAGAGCCUGCAAUUAAACAGUCGUUCUCAGGAUGUCUCCCUAGAGGAAAAGAUAUGUGACCUUGUAUUUGCUGUAGAUGUAACUUGAAACACUGAUUUGGGACCAUAAAAGUCACCACAUUGAUAGCUUGCUAAGAAAAUUUUGUACUAUUAAUUGAGUAUAUGCCAUUCAGUGCAAAUGACAUCCAAUGCUUCUUUCAA
Messenger RNA from Quercus robur (English oak), 2004 nucleotides. Its product is annotated as pentatricopeptide repeat-containing protein At2g01390. The coding region runs from base 113 to 1891 and encodes 592 amino acids. The record is from RefSeq and is a predicted model, not a curated record. NCBI's taxonomy places the organism in Eukaryota, Viridiplantae, Streptophyta, Magnoliopsida, Fagales, Fagaceae. Gene Ontology annotation, molecular function: protein binding. The transcript is spliced from 2 exons.